Messenger RNA from Notechis scutatus (mainland tiger snake), 1336 nucleotides. The record is from RefSeq and is a predicted model, not a curated record. NCBI's taxonomy places the organism in Eukaryota, Metazoa, Chordata, Lepidosauria, Squamata, Elapidae.
CAUCUAAAGCUCACAGACAUAAAAGCAUCGAUCAUAGCUAAUUUAAAAUGGGGACCUUAUCGAUUUUUUAAAAAGCAGAUGGAGUGGAUUCCGAAGAAUGGAAAUCUGGAAGGAAUUUUAGAUUCGGUUUAAUGCAAAAUUAAUAAUUGGAGAUAGAUUGGAGGCAAAAUCCAAACAUCUCAAAAAGCAGUAUAAGAUGCCGCCCAUAGCUAUGGAGCAAGAAUUGUCAUUAUCCUCUGAUUCUGAAGAAUCUGUUAUAGCAGAUCAAGAGCUUCAAGAAGCAUUUGCUAAAGGUUCAUUGAAACCAGGCUUAAAUAUUGUGUUGGAGGGACGACCAAAAGCCUUUAAUAAUGUGGAUGGAUUGAAACGGUGCUUGUCUGAAUUCCAAAGAAAUCUCUCCUGGGUCGAAAGGCUUGAUAUUACCUGUCCACUGGAAACAAAUGUCACCCGUGCAGCUUCCAAGAACACAGUUGAAAAAGAUUCUGUUGAUCCUGAAGAUGACUUUAAAAGAGAAAUGAACUUUUAUCAUCAAGCCCAAGCCUCUGUUCUGGAAGCAUUACCUCGGUUACAUCAGUUUAAAAUCCCCACAAGGCGGCCCGAUGACUAUUUUGCAGAGAUGGCAAAAUCUGAUCAGCAGAUGCAAAAAAUUCGUGAAAAGCUGAAGAGCAAAAAAGAAGCCAUGGAAAAGUCUGAAAAGGCCAAGCAACUCCGGGCCCUAAGAAAAUAUGGCAAGCAGGUUCAAAUUGACGUGUUGCAGAAGAGACAGAAGGAGAAGUCCACAAUGUUAAAUGCAGUCAAAAAAUAUCAGAAGGGUCUCUUGGACAAGCUGGAAUUCCUGGAAGGUGACAAAUCAUCCGAGCCUCAGAAGAAGGAAGGAACAGAGAGGCAGCCAAUAAAGAAAGGACCAAGUGCAAAAAGACGCUACAAGAAUCAGAAAUUUGGCUUUGGUGGCAGAAAGAAAGGGUCCAAAUGGAACACCAAGGAAAGCUACAAUGAUGUGUCCAGCUUCCGUGCUAGCAAAGCCCACAACAAGGGAAGUGGCAAAGCAGGGAAAAGGGGUGCCAAAAAGAGGCCUGGCAAAAAGAUGAGGCAGAAAAUUAAGAGCCGUUCGUGAUAAAGAUUGGAAAUGGAAUGACAUUUUGAGCCCAGCUCUGCACACAAUAUUGGCAUAUAACCAUGAACGGAUAUGGGACUUGAACUUUCCUGGUUAUGGGUGUGCUGUAGAAUGGCAAAUGUUUUUGUUUGAUUCACACACAAAUAGCAAACAGAUGCUUUUUGUUGCCUUUCAUUUCAGACUACUUUGAAAAUUCUUAAGUGAAUUAAAGUGAUGAUGGUU